Messenger RNA from Caenorhabditis bovis, 489 nucleotides. Lineage: Eukaryota; Metazoa; Nematoda; Chromadorea; Rhabditida; Rhabditidae. The record is from the annotation of a GenBank genome assembly.
AUGCGGGCUCUUCUCACACUUCUCAUCGUCUUCGGCAUUAUCGCACCGACGUUCCAACUCGUCAACGUGCGCUUCAUCAAGAAUGACGACCCCAAGGAGGUCGAUGUUGUCAUGGUUGGCACCACAGUUCCGACAUCCGCUGCUGAGAACGGCGACUAUUCCGAAGAGCAGGAGAACGACUCUGACGAGCGAUUAGGAUUUGAAGAGGUCAGCAUGGGAAAGCGGAGCAUAGCGUUGGGACGCAGCGGAUUUCGCCCCGGUAAGCGAAGCAUCACGGACAUUUCUGGCGAGGAUAUCAAGGGAUAUGCGAUGGCGGCGAAGCGCUCGAUGGCAAUUGGCCGACACGGACUUAGGCCAGGAAAACGUUCAAUGGCCUACGGUCGCCUUCACUUCCGCCCUGGAAAGCGCUCAAUGGCCUAUGGGCGUCAAGGAUUUCGCCCUGGAAAACGCGCCAUGAUCUACUACCCAUUCCCACAAUUUCGUCUUUGA